AUCUUUGACUAUGGUGGAGCUGUGUUUCAUUUCCGUAAAGCCUUUCUCUUGGUUUCGCGCCAUAGUUGUCUGACGUCGUUGAGGUGUAUUUGAAUUGUGUAGUUAAUUGGGGCUUAUUUGUUUAUCUCACUGCUUCAACAUGACUACUGAAACAGGUAUUGUUACGGACGGGACACAAUUGGGACAGGACGGCAAAGAUAUCAGAACCUCCAGCACACCUCCAAAAACAAAGAUCUUUGUUGGUCGAUUGCCUGAAGAAGCCAAUCCCAUGGAGCUACGACGACUGUUUGAACAGUAUGGAGUGGUUACAGAGUGUGAUAUUCUCAACCGUUAUGGAUUUGUUCACAUGAAGACAGAAGACAUGGCCACCCGUGCAAUAGCAGAAUUGAACAAUGCAGAAUUCAUGGGUGUCCCAAUCAGUGUAGAGCAAUCGACGGGGAAGAGGAGUGGUCGUGGAGGUAUGGGUGGUGUCAGGGGAAGCUUUGGCGGACCGAUGCGCGGGCGCGGACUGAUGAGAGGCAUGAUGAGAGGUCACCCGUACAUGCGGGACGGCAGGCCAGACUACGACAGACGCCCCGGCAUGCCGCCGCCUCCCAUGAGGAAUGGUUACUAUGACAGCUACGACCGUGGCUAUGACAGCUACUACUCACCACGGCCCAUGCCACCGAUACCCAGGGAAAGGUGGUCUGACGUUGCGUUAUUUAGGGAACUGCCCUCCUUCAGGGAGCCAGAAAGGCGCUCUGCCUACCCAGACAUGAUGCGUGGCUCCCCUUACGAGCGACGCAGUCCGUAUGACAGACCGUCCCUCCCUCCCGUAGGCGCGUUUGAGCGACGUAGUGACUAUGGUGCUGUGAGGAUGGCUUCAGACAUGUACCGCAGGAGGACUCCGCCUCCCGCUUCCAGCUACAGCCCUUAUGACAGGGACAUUGAUCCUUACGGACCACCAGCUCGGCGCUAUCCUGCACCGUCGCCACUCGAACGUGACUUGCCGCCGCCCCGCAGAUUCUAAGGCGUCUUCAGAAAGUCGUGAAGUUGCGCGACACGACGUUGCGGAAAUGCGGCGUUGUCAAGGCGUCAGCGUACAAAUUGAGAUGUGCGGAGAUGACUGCUUUUCUUUGCUUCUCCACUCAUAGCUCGUCAAUUCUUCAUAAGUUAAACUAGAUCAGUCUUUUAGUUUUUCAAUUCCGAAGAUGUGUAGAAAUUCGUAUUCAUUCAUAAGUGCCGUAGUUCAGUGUUAGUGAAAGGAAUUCCUUCUCUUAGCUAUGACAUGUAGCUAUAGCGUGUGGACUGAACAAUAUUGCUAUGUGCGGACGUGACUAAAAUUGUCAAUUUUUGGGUCGUUUACAAUUUUCGAUUUUCAUUUAAUGUUUAUUACAUUAUUCUAAUUAAACUGAACUGUGUAAAGUGUCAGGCAUUGUGCGUAUUUUAAUACACGGAGUCAAUGUAGUUAAUCCAGUUCAUCUGGGUACAGUAUUUAUAUUUUUUAGUUGCUCUUUCUGUAUUUUGCUUUUGUUUUACAAAACAAAGCUCUCUAAACGUCCAUUUUAUUGUUUAUGGUUGUAUGUCAUAGUGCUUAGGACGAAAACACGUGUCGGAUGAGGAAUUACUUGUCGUUAUGUGAAGUUUACUUUGUAAUUUUUUAGUCGAUAUGAGUGGAGUAAAGACAUUAAACAUUUUAAAUAUUAACUCCAUAUAAUUACAUGUACCUCAGCAUUUGUUUGAUGUAAUUGUAAGUUUUAAAAAUCAAUAUUAAAGUAAUACAAUACUCAUGUCUACGUUUUUGUGUUUUUCAUCCACCGUUUUGCCAUUACUAAUUGGAUUCUGCAUAAUUUGAUCUUUUUUCCCCAAUUUUAAUACAUUAUUUAAAAAUUUUGGUGCAUUGAUUUUAUGAUCUAUUUUUGUUUCUCUUGUACAAACUUCACUUUAACUAAGUUUAUCAUGGAUUUUAAAUAAUAACAAAUUAGCUUUAAUGAACAGCUAAAAUAAAUUGCACUAAAAUUAUAUUUUGUCAAGUUUUCGAUUGCAUUUCGAAAUACAAUAGCGAUAAUAUUUACUGCAUAAAUACAAAUCAGAAAAGUUCAUAUUUUCCGUGCGUAAAUUCUGAGAAUUAUGUUUUGUUUGUGCUGUGAGAUUAUUUCGUAGGUUUAAAAGACUGAAAGUAGAAAAUGCGUGAGCAGCUAUCGCCCUGUAACAAGUAACGUAGGGGCGUAACUUCAGAAGGUGACAACGACUGCGAUGCUAUGCGAUGAUUGCGUCUCCCAGUGGAUGAAGGCUUGCUCCUGUGAUUUGCGAAGAUUGAUGAUGGCUUGGGACCACAACAUUACUUGAAGUGCAAGUUUUGUUUUAUCAACUUGGAUUUCGUCUCGUAAUUUCUGGUCAGGAAGAGUUGCUGUUUUGGGCUGCUGCUACCCGAAGUUAAAAGCAGCGCUGUUGUGUCACUGUACUGUUCCAUUAUUAAAUAUUUUUAAUUGUUA
Bacillus rossius redtenbacheri is the source of this 2474-nucleotide messenger RNA. RefSeq names its product RNA-binding protein lark-like. The transcript has 9 exons. Gene Ontology annotation, cellular component: nuclear speck; spliceosomal complex. The record is from RefSeq and is a predicted model, not a curated record. Bases 140 to 1009 code for a protein of 289 amino acids. Gene Ontology annotation, biological process: positive regulation of mRNA splicing, via spliceosome; mRNA splicing, via spliceosome. NCBI's taxonomy places the organism in Eukaryota, Metazoa, Arthropoda, Insecta, Phasmatodea, Bacillidae. Gene Ontology annotation, molecular function: RNA binding.